Rhincodon typus (whale shark) is the source of this 5227-nucleotide messenger RNA. It is a transcript of the gene kcna4, whose product is annotated as potassium voltage-gated channel, shaker-related subfamily, member 4. Gene Ontology annotation, biological process: potassium ion transmembrane transport; protein homooligomerization. The record is from RefSeq and is a predicted model, not a curated record. The transcript is spliced from 5 exons. The coding region runs from base 411 to 2291 and encodes 626 amino acids. Gene Ontology annotation, molecular function: potassium ion binding; protein binding; delayed rectifier potassium channel activity. Gene Ontology annotation, cellular component: voltage-gated potassium channel complex; membrane. NCBI's taxonomy places the organism in Eukaryota, Metazoa, Chordata, Chondrichthyes, Orectolobiformes, Rhincodontidae.
GGAGAGACAGUAUUAUUGGAACACACACAAGACAAUUUUGUGAAGAAAGAGGAGAGACAGUAUUAUUGGAACACACACAAGACAAUUUUGUGAAGAAAGAGGAGAGACAGGAUUAUUGGAACACACACAGGACAAUUUUGUGAAGAAAGAGGAGAGACUAUUAUUGGAACACACACAAGACAAUUUUGUGAAGAAAGAGGAGAGACUGUUUGGUUGGAACACACACAAGACAAUUUUGUGAGGAAACAGGAGAGACAGUUUUGUUGGAACACACACAAGACAAUUUUGUGAAGAAAGAGGAGAAACAGUUUUGUUGGAACACAAACACACACACACACACAAGAAGACAGUUUGUGAGUUCUCUGUCGCUGCUGGUAGUUUCUUGAGGCUGACUUCAUUGAGACGAGGACAUGGAGGUGGCGAUGGUGAGUGUGGAAGGGAGCGGGUGUAACACCCACCCGCCUUACGGUUACGCCCAGCGCCUCGCCAAUUCCCGAGCGGCCGCCGCCGCCAACAGCUGCCACCAAGCGGCGGCGGGAGCGGGAGUAGGCGGCCGGGAUCCCACCCCGUGCAACCACAACAACGGGGGCAGGAGGUGGCGGAGAGGGGGCCGGCAGCAGCGGAAGAAGAGAGGGGAGACCAGGAGGAGGCGGGAUCGGCCGGGAGAGAUCGGUUCGCGCCUCCGGUUGGAUGAGGAGGAGGAAGAGGAGGAGGAGGGAAGACGGGAGGAGGGGCGGAGGGAAGAGGAGGAGGAGGUGGGAGAGGAGGAGGAGGAGGGGGAUGGUCCUGAGUGCAGCCGCCGUCCUCACUGCGAUUCCCCGCACCGUUACCGGACCAUGGACGGAGAGGGGACGCCUUGGGCGGCGGAGGGGCCGGGCGGAGAUUACGGAGGAGCAGCGUGUUGCGAGCGGGUGGUCAUUAACGUGUCGGGUUUACGGUUCGAGACCCAGGCUCGGACCCUGGGCCAGUUCCCGGACACUCUGCUGGGCGACCCGGGCCGCCGCAUGGGCUACUUCGACCCGCUCAGGAACGAGUACUUUUUUGACCGCAACCGGCCGAGUUUCGACGCGAUUCUGUACUAUUACCAGUCGGGAGGGAGGCUCAAGAGACCGGCCAACGUGCCGUUCGACAUCUUCUGUGAGGAGGUCAAGUUCUACGAGCUGGGGGAGGAGGCGACCCUCAAGUUCCGAGAGGAAGAGGGUCUGGUCAAAGAGGCUGAGAGACCCUUACCUGAGGAUGAGUUCAAACGCCAGGUCUGGCUCCUCUUUGAGUACCCGGAGAGUUCGAGUCCCGCCCGGGGUAUCGCCAUUGUCUCGGUCUUGGUCAUCCUCAUCUCCAUCGUCAUCUUCUGCCUGGAGACCCUCCCCGAAUUCCGGGACGAGGACUUCCCGCCCGAUUUUAGCGGCUCUCCCGCCAACCAGACCCGGCGGCCGGCGGGCUGGCCCCUGGCCUCCACUUUCGGAGACCCCUUCUUCAUCGUGGAGACGGUGUGCAUCGUGUGGUUCUCCUUCGAGCUGCUGGUGCGUUUCUUCGCCUGCCCCAGCAAGCCCGCCUUCUUCCGCGACCUCAUGAACACCAUCGACGUGGUCUCCAUCGUGCCGUACUUCAUCACGCUCGGCACCGACCUGGCGCAUCGGCAGACGAACGGGCAGCAGGCCAUGUCGUUCGCCAUCCUGCGGACCAUCCGCCUGGUGCGGGUCUUCCGCAUCUUCAAGCUGUCGCGGCACUCCAAGGGCCUGCAGAUCCUGGGCCACACGCUGAGGGCCAGCAUGAGGGAGCUGGGUCUCCUCAUCUUCUUCCUCUUCAUCGGCGUGGUCCUCUUCUCCAGCGCCGUCUACUUCGCCGAGGCCGACGACCCCAAGUCGCAGUUCACCAGCAUCCCGGACGCUUUCUGGUGGGCGGUGGUCACCAUGACCACGGUGGGCUACGGGGACAUGAAGCCCAUCACGGUGGGCGGCAAGAUCGUGGGCUCCCUGUGCGCCAUCGCCGGGGUGCUCACCAUCGCCCUCCCGGUCCCCGUUAUCGUCUCCAACUUCAACUACUUCUACCACCGGGAGACCGAGAGCGAGGAGCAAGCUCCGGCGUCGGCCACAGCUCCCACCAGUUGCCCUUCGCUUCUCCGCAAGCUCCGGCGACCCUCCUGCUCCUCUUCGUCGUUAGGCGCUAAGUCGGACUAUAUGGAGAUGGACGAGAGUCUCCGCGAGUCCCUGUGCCUUAAAUCCAAAGGCAACGGCAAAGAGAGCGCCAAACCCAACGCCUUGCACCUCAAAGCGGUGGAGACCGACGUGUGAGCACCGCUUGGGCGCUUCAGAUUCCCUUUAUCACCCUAUUUUUUUUAGGAAAAAUAAAAGAGAGAAAAUUGUUGUCAAGGCACGGUGCUCUCUCUCUCCCCCCUUGUUCAGUGCUUCAGCAGCGGCGCACAGAGACUGCAGUGAACUCCACAAUCUAACGGGAAAAGUUUCUCUCUCAUUGUAGACUGAAAACAAAAACACACACAAACAAACAAAAAUAAAGCAAAGUCCGCGUCGGGGCGGUGCAUGCGAACAGGAGAGACACCAUAAAGACCGCCGUGCCCCGUGGCUGGAGAAAUCAUCUUUCUUUUUGCACUGUGUCCGCUCUCAGACGGAGAUCAAAACAAAAAAAAACACAUAUUAAAGUUUUUGACACUUUAUCGGCGGAUUGAGAAUGCAUGUGGCAACCAGGCUCCUGAGCUCAAACCCAGGACACGCUUCCUAAUUUCGUGUGGGGUCGUUAGCCUUUUUCUUUUACACCGCGACUUCCCAGUGAUAUAUCCCAAAAUCACGAGUCAUGCCUCUUUUUAUAACUCUUCGUUAAAGAUAGCCCCAAGUCAGUUUCAACAGUGUAGGGCAUCACCGGAAAGCUGCUGAAGGGCUCAAACAUUUUAAAUCUGGCCUUUCUGCUUUUCAUCAGGAGAGUACAGUCUACGAUCGAGUCAAACUGUUGGUACUCGCCCAAGGAAAUUAUCACGCUACACAGCCUUUCUUUAACUAAAGCCAAAACUGAAAUUAUGACAAAUCUGUUUCGGUACUUUAAAUUAAUCUGGACUCAGCAUUGAUAAAGCACUCAAAAAAAACUUUUAGUCAAAGAAAGGAAUUUUAACAAAAUAAAACGUUUGACAGGGAAAGGCUAACUUCCGACCGGCAGUAACUGAUAAGCAGGUGGCGGGUUAGUCACACGAACAAAACCAAUUCGGCAGAUAGCAGUUAGGAUGGCAGCCAGAUUGAUAAGGAGAGGAACACAGCGAAAGAAGCUGAACUUGUGUCGAGCGCCUGUUCAGAAGCAGCCUCCAGAUUUCUCAAAAGUUGGAGUGAGUCACUUUCAGAGCCCAGUUUGGGGAGGGUGGCAGGUAACAUUUAAGUAUAACAUCAACCCAUCAGAAAUGGGAAGAACACUGUUGAAUUUUCCUAAACCUAUUGACGUGUGGCUGUGGUUUCGAGUUAAGUAACCCUGUUAUACACAACUUGGCUUUUUGCACUUUUAUUCCUGGUCUGUCCACACAAAAAAAAAUCAGAACUGUGAACUUUUGAGAACUUUUUCUUUUCUCCUAACCACCCUCCCCCAUACUGUGAAAGAUUGUCAAAGACUCGAAUGAUCGACAAUCAUCGGAGGUGACUUCAGGCCACAUUCACAGAAUGCAGUGAAAACCACGACAACAAAAAAGAAACAAAUGCAACGAGACUGUAGCGAAAGUUGAAUGUGCACUUUUCAGAAAACUUGCUUUUGCGGCAUCCUCGCCUCAGCCGGAAGCACAGACUUUCUUUCUACUAAGGAGAUAAAAAGUCUAGCGGGGGUAACUGGUCAAUUAUUGUUACGUUUCCUUGUCCAGACGAGCUGAAAUGAAUGCAGUUGCACUUUGCGAAUGUAGAUAGCGGUCAAUCAAGUGGACAUUAAAUAUCGCGAACGAUGGCUCUUAGUGUUUUCCUCCUGGAAUGUAGGUUGUCUGAAAUGAUCGGAGCACGUGGGAGUACAACAGCCCUCGCUCUGAAAGCAUAUGUUGUGGAUUUAAAAAAAUAUAUAGAAACACUUUGAAUGAACGACCCUCCUCAGAAUCCGAUGUCCCGGACAUUGGAGAGUACUACACUCGCGGUGAACCGAGAAGUGAACAAGACAGUAGGCAUUGUGCAUUCAUACCGUACUCAAUCAAGUCAGUGUAACUCCAGAAGGUUCAUUGCCAUCCUAGGACUCCACAUGACAGACCUGGGCUACAUCAGUUUGAAAAUCAAUUUAUCUUUUUUAAUAUGUGAAUGGAAUGUCAAUAAUGUCUUAAUAAGAAAACAAGGAAUAGGCGAAGUGAUUACAAGAAUUAACAGCAUUGAAAAUCCAACUGGAUAGUACUGCAAAUGGAUUCUAUAGAAACUAAGUUAACAAUGUGGAUAUAGAAUCGUUGAAUCACCGUGGCAAGUGAAUAGUGCCAUUUUAAGAAGAUUGGGGAAUGCUGCUGAAUGAAAUUCAAGAACUACUGCAAUGAAUAUUUGGUAUUCAUUAUCUCUGCUUCCUUAUCUCUUGGUGGGCUAUCCGUCAGCAUCCCCACUCCUAAGUGCUUUCCAGUGACCCCUGGUGAAAGUGCAGUAAGAAGAGAGGUUGGGAUAGAAUGGAAACAGAAGGCUGCUCAGGUAACAGCAGCAACCCCACUUUCCUUCGGAGUAGAGCUCUCUACUCCAGGCAGUACACAAAUGGUGGGUGAGUGAAGCGACUAUUUCAUGUUAAACACUUCAGCCUAUAUUGCUAAAGAAUUGUAUUCAUGUCUCCUUUAGGAAUCUGAUGGACUCGAAAGCAUCGGCACAAAUCAACAUGGACUGGGAAAGUAUGAGUCUGCUACUAAUACCUGACACAGCAGAUGGUCAAAGCUCUCACCAAACCAAUCAUCAACCGUGGGACAAAGGAGGAAUUCGCACAUCACAAAAUCUAAUCUCAGAGAUUAGUGAGUGUGGCAUAUGUUUUUACACGAAUUUACUUCUUGAUUCAGUCGUAUAGAAAAACUAAAAGAAGAGAUUGUCAAAACUAAGGGGUAGAUUUUAACAUUGGUGUUGUGCUUAAAACCGAGUGAUUAUGUCCCAAACUAACUUGUUGCCUGCCAGCACAGAAUGAUGGCUGACUGGUUAGCACUAUUGCUGCACAGUGUCAGGGACCUGGGUUCAAUUCUAGCCUUGGGCGACUGUCUGUGGGGUGUUUGCUCUUUCUCCCCAUAUCUGUGCGGGUUUCCAUU